AUGAGCAACAACAACAAUAACGACGCCACCGCUAUGGAAUAUGCUCGUUUGGGCAAGACUGGUCUUCGCGUCUCCCGCAUUUGUUUGGGUUUCAUGUCAUAUGGUGACAAGAAUUGGAAUGGUUGGGCCUUGAACAUUGAAGAGUCACUUGCUAUGAUUAAGAAAGCCUAUGAUGCUGGAAUCAACUUUUUCGACACUGCCGACGUAUACUCCAACGGUCGAAGCGAGGAGAUUCUUGGCAAGGCUAUCAAGCAAUUCAACAUGCCACGUGAUCGCAUUGUCGUUGCCACCAAGGUGUGCUUCCCGGUGCUCGAAGGAAGUACCCCUGUCAACUUGUCUCCAGAAGCUAUGAGCAAGGAUCCUCAACUCGUCAACCGCUUUGGCCUUUCCCGCAAGCAUAUUUUCGAUGCAUGUGAUGCUUCUCUCAAACGUCUUGAUGUAGACUACAUCGAUCUUUAUCAGAUUCACCGCUUCGAUCAGAAUACUCCUAUUGAAGAGACUAUGGAAGCAUUACAUGACUUGGUCAAAUCUGGCAAGGUUCGCUAUAUUGGUGCCAGCUCAAUGCAUGCCUGGGAAUUCCAAAAGGCCAACAACAUUGCCGAAAAGAAUGGAUGGACCAAGUUUGUUAGCAUGCAAAACCUUUACAACUUGGUGUAUCGUGAAGAAGAACGCGAAGUGAUCCCCUACUCAUUGGAUGCUGGUAUUGGUGGUAUUCCAUGGUCACCCCUUGCUAUGGGAAAACUCGCUGGCAGAAAGACCAAGACCGAACGUUCCGAGAAUGAUGUAUUCCAAGGCAUGAAUCGCAUGCUUGAUGCUGACAACAUGAUUGUUGAACGCGUGGGCGAGAUUGCUGAAAAGAAGGGUGUCAGCUCUGCACAGGUUUCCCUUGCUUGGUUGCUUAGCAAGCCUUAUGUCACUGCUCCCAUUGUUGGUAUCAGCAAGGAAGCUCAUCUUCACGACGCCAUUGCUUCUCUCAAGGUGAAAUUAACUGAAGAGGAAAUCAAGUAUCUUGAGGAACCUUAUGUUCCCAAACCUCUCAUCCCAAUGUAA
Lichtheimia ornata is the source of this 1050-nucleotide messenger RNA. RefSeq lists its product as uncharacterized. The coding region runs from base 1 to 1050 and encodes 349 amino acids. The record is from RefSeq and is a predicted model, not a curated record. Lineage: Eukaryota; Fungi; Mucoromycota; Mucoromycetes; Mucorales; Lichtheimiaceae. The transcript is spliced from 4 exons.